CCCUGUCUCCCAGUUGCCUUGCGAGCUUUAAAGUUUUGGUUGUUGAUAUUUUGGCUUUUAUUUUCUGAGUUCUAUUUUUCAAUUUCUUAUCACUUGCUUAUUAUUUCUUGUUUGGUUUUCAUUUUGUUUUUUGGUUUUCCUUCAAUUUUUUUGGGAUUGGACUCGCCUCAAUUUUGCUUGGUUGAGUGUGAAGAGACUGAUUGUCAUUGAAAUCGUUGAUAGAAAUCGGCUUCUUUGAAGGGUUCUCUCAAAAAUCAAGCUAAGGUAGCCGAGUUGUUCUUAUAUAAACCUAAUAAUUAAGUGCCUCUGUAGCUUUAAAGAAACUCAUAAACCGAUCCUUUGGCUUGAGGAAUCCAGGAGUUUGAUCUGUCGUUGUUACAUUCCAAAGUUCGAUUUGCACAGAUAUUUUCAGAAACAAUUUGAAAAAUGACUAUUGGGAGUCUUAAGUCUACCAAAGAAAGGAAGUCAAGAAAGAGCAAGCAACCAAUUGUUGAUGAGAAAUCCCCAUUGUUGCCCACCAAGCAUGAGGAUGAGGGUGGGUUUGAUGAGUUCAAUGGAGCUUCUUUCAGUGGGGCAGUGUUUAAUCUGUCAACAACAAUUGUUGGUGCUGGAAUCAUGGCUUUGCCUGCAACUAUGAAAGUGUUGGGACUUAUACUGGGGUUUGCUGUAAUCAUCUUUAUGGCAUUCUUAACAGAGGCCUCAAUCGAUUUUUUGCUCAGGUUUAGUAGGGCAUCGAAAUCGGGUUCUUAUGGAAGUCUUAUGGGGGAUGCAUUUGGGAAAUAUGGCAGGAUGUUGAUUCAACUAUGUGUGAUAGUCAACAACGUCGGUGUGCUUAUAGUGUACAUGAUUAUCAUAGGUGAUGUGCUUUCUGGAACAUCCUCUGGUGGAAUUCAUCAUGCUGGUGUCCUCGAAAGUUGGUUUGGAGAACAAUGGUGGAAUGGACGAUUUUUUGUUCUCCUUGUUACCACCCUUGCCAUAUUUGCACCAUUGGCCAGCUUAAAGCGAAUUGAUUCAUUAAGAUACACAUCUGCCUUGUCAGUUGCUCUGGCUGUUGUAUUCCUUGUUGUUACUGUGGGGAUUACACUCUUCAAGUUGAUCAACGGAACUGUUGUGAUGCCUAGAUUGUUACCAGUUGUCACUGACCUACCGUCGCUCCUCAACCUCUUUACUGUGGUUCCUGUUCUCGUCACUGCGUACAUCUGCCACUACAAUGUUCACUCAAUAGACAAUGAGCUUGAGGAUGACACACAGAUGAAGGCUGUCGUGAGAACUUCCAUGGUCCUUUGCUCGAGUGUGUAUAUAAUGACGAGCCUCUUUGGGUUCCUCUUAUUUGGUGAUGCAACUCUUGAUGAUGUACUUGCCAACUUCUCUACGGACCUUGGAAUUCCAUUUGGAUCCUUGCUUAAUGACGUGGUUCGCGUUAGCUAUGCAGCUCAUUUGAUGCUUGUGUUCCCUGUUGUAUUUUAUCCACUGCGAUUAAACUUAGAUGGCCUUCUAUUUCCAUCCGCAAGGCCUUUGGCGUUAGACAACUUGAGGUUUGCAUCAAUCAGCAUUGGGCUUCUCGGCAUCGUCUUUCUCGGUGCAAAUUUCAUACCCAGCAUUUGGGAUGCUUUCCAGUUCACUGGAGCAACGGCAGCUGUUCUCAUCGGUUUCAUCUUUCCUGCCGCCAUUACUCUCCGGGACCGAUACGGCAUAGCCACAAAGCUUGACAGGAUCGUAUCUAUUUUCAUGAUCGUCCUUGCUGUCUUCUCAAAUGUGAUAGCAAUAUACAGCGAUGCCUAUGCAUUGUUCAAAAACGGUCCAUCUCGUAGUGCAUAAUCCCCUUAGUUGUUCGUUGCCAGCUUGAGACUUGGGUUGUCAGCCUUGUGAACCGUGAAGGUACCCAAGCGAUAUUGUAUCUAUUCGUCCGUGGGCUGGUUUCAAUUGCUCUGUCAAGCCACUCAACUUAGAUGUUGAGUAGACUUCCUAGAAAUGUACAAAGCUGUUUCUGCAACCUGAUUCCCAUCGUGUUGUUGUAUGUUGUUGCGUUGCAUUACGCUAAGUGUUCUAUUUGUUGCUGCAAAAGGACUAAUAAUGUAAAAAUUCAUAAAUGUGUAUGGAUAUGAAUUGUAUUCUAGUUCCCUUUCUAUUGGUUUUACCAAAGGGAUGCUAUAGAUUUACUCUGUGUAAUUGUGGAUGAUUUGAUCCAUAUUGAGCUGGUAUUUCUGAUGAAUGUGUCAUUACCUAAGUAUUACUUUC
Molecule: messenger RNA, 2238 nt
Organism: Sesamum indicum (sesame)
Lineage: Eukaryota; Viridiplantae; Streptophyta; Magnoliopsida; Lamiales; Pedaliaceae
Product: amino acid transporter AVT6A
Biological process (GO): amino acid transmembrane transport
Cellular component (GO): membrane
Molecular function (GO): L-amino acid transmembrane transporter activity
Source: RefSeq, a predicted model, not a curated record